GUGGGCAAUACAAGAUAGCUCGUUCCUUGUGCUUCUCCCCUCGUUGACUCCAGUUAUGCACCAAGAACAUUUGCGUCCGUGAUAUCCUGCACAACUGAAGACUUGUGCGGCUAGCUGAAGAGCGUCUCCCAUCAGCAAGCUCGCUUGAUCGCUGGCUGAAAUACUGCAGAUCUCAUCUAUUACCAAGGAACAGGCAAACUGCCGCUUCCUGUUCUGCAAAUCUUGUCUUCAUAUGCUGCUGGCACAUGGAUUACCAAGGAAACAAUCUUAAUGAUUUCUUUCAAACUAAUGGGCAUUUGGUACUUAAAAGUGUGGACAACAACUAUAAACUGCGAUCCUUCACCGAAAAGGAGAUAAAGCACAUUACGAAAAGAUAUAGCACUUUGCUUGGUAGUGGCUCGUUCGGUGAUGUCUACAAAGGAAGAUUAGAUGAUCAACGCCCAGUCGCAGUAAAGAGAUACAAAAAUGGAACCAAUAAAGAGGAGUUCGCCAAGGAGGUGAUAGUGCACUCCCAGAUAAACCACAAGAAUGUUGUCAAAUUGUUAGGAUGCUGCAUAGAGGAAAAUGCUAUUAUGAUUGUUAUGGAGUUUAUCUGUAAUGGAAACCUCUACAACAUCCUUCACUGUGGCAAUGCUGAUGGUCCUAUCCCUUUUCAUUUGCACAAACGUUUGGACAUCGCCAUUGAGUCAGCUGAAGCGCUAUCAUGUAUGCAUUCAAUGUACAGUCCUGUCCUUCAUGGUGACAUUAAACCUGCCAAUAUACUGUUGGAUGGAAAGUACUUGCCAAAGCUAUCUGAUUUUGGAAUAGCAAGAUUGCUUUCUACUGACGAGGCCCAGCGUACCAAAACUGUUAUUGGUUGCAUAGGUUAUGUGGACCCUUUGUUUUGUCAGAGUGGGAUUCUCACUACAAAGAGUGAUGUAUACAGUUUUGGAGUUGUUCUGUUGGAAAUGAUCACCCGAAAGAAAGCGACGGACGGGGCUACUAGUCUUACUCAAUGUUUCUCUGAGGCCCUGGGUAGAGGGAAGAAGGUGAGACAACUGUUUGAUGUGGAAAUUGCCAAUGACAAGAACAUUAAGUUGAUCGAAGAUAUUGCAAAGCUAGCAGCUACAUGCUUGAGACUGGAUGAUAAAAUGCGUCCGACAAUUGUUGAGGUAGCAGAUAGACUUAGGAGGAUUAGAAAAGCUCUCCCCCAGCGCAAGAGUGAAAGCUCUACAGGCAUCAACAAUGGGCUCAUAAGAAGAGGAAAGGCAGAGGAUGUACCAACUAUUUCCCUUGAUGAAAUGAAGAAAAUAACAAGAAACUUUAGUAAUGGUGCUUUAAUAGGAGAGAGCUCACAAGGCAGAGUUUUCUUCAAAGUGUUAAAAUAUGGACCGGAAUAUGCAUUCAAGUCUUCUCAAGAAAUUGAUUUGAAGAUUGAAGCGAUUUCAAGACUGAAACACGAGAACGUUGUCCAACUUCUCGGGUAUUGGGUCGAAGGAGACAAAUAUGUUCUUGCUUACGAGUAUGCAUCGGGGGGCACUUUGCAUGAUAUUCUUCACAGCGAGGAUGGGUGCGAUCGCGGCGCUAUGUGUGAAUUACAAUCCAGAUCUCCGACCAAACAUGAGCACUGUCGUCAAGGGUCUGAGACAAUUGCUACACAGCGAGCCAUGUGACUUGGUGGCAUGAAAUAUACACAUUGAAGAGGCUUUGAUGUCCGUGACAUUGUCUCUGGCCGAGCUGCACAAGAUCUCGAAUUUUGAUGGCCCUAUUAUAUG
Molecule: messenger RNA, 1754 nt
Organism: Triticum aestivum (bread wheat)
Lineage: Eukaryota; Viridiplantae; Streptophyta; Magnoliopsida; Poales; Poaceae
Product: putative wall-associated receptor kinase-like 16
Exons: 5
Coding region: 246-1652 (468 amino acids)
Biological process (GO): protein phosphorylation; cell surface receptor signaling pathway
Cellular component (GO): plasma membrane
Molecular function (GO): protein serine/threonine kinase activity; ATP binding
Source: RefSeq, a predicted model, not a curated record